AUGGCGCCUACUCGUCCUACUAGAUCUCGUACUGACAGCGCUUCUGGCGCAAACUCACCAACUGGUGAUAUUGAACUAAAGGUCGAAGAAUUUGUCAAACAAGUUGACUUGGUGCAAUUAAAUUUAUUAACUGCAGAUUUUAAACCUGUGGUGGCAACAAAAAGCGGGAAAAAUAAUCCCGUUAGCAGGCCGUCAAAUUGCUUCUUCCAAUUUAAAAGAGUUGUCUCUAUAUAUGCUACUCAAAACCUUAUUCCUGGUUACAAUGAUCAAAAUAUACUUUCAAAGGCCCAAUCUAAACUUUGGAAAUCGCUCUCUGAUGAUCAAAAGACUCCUUUUAUAAAACUUGCCAAGGAAGCUGUAAGAAUUCAUAAGGAAAUGUAUCCCGAUUAUGAAUUCCAUCCUCAUAGAGACAAAUCUGUUCUAAAAAUUAAAAUUAGUGGAAACAAUGGAGGCCAAUCUAGGAAGAAGAAAAAUCCGUCGGAUAAACCAGACAAAAAGAAUCUUAAUAUAUUUAACCAAGAUUCUAACAUUUUAAGUCCCGAAUCGAAUGGGGGGGAAUUCGAUUUCGUGGCAACUUUGGAGGAUUCAAAUGUCUACAAUAAUAAUAGCACCACCACCGCGUUUCCUAUCAUCGAUGAUUCUGACUCUUGUACACGUAUGGGGAGACAGAGUCAGAAUGAGAUGAUAGAAUUCCAGGACCCAACAUUCUAUUAUGUUGUGCAUAGUCCUGAUGGCUUAAACGCGGAUUUUCCACAUCAAUAUGUCACUUCUCCAAUCAGUCCUGUACCCUCUGAUUGUAUGUUUAAUAUAAUGUCGGAUUCUGAAUUUCCUUCUCCUUAUCCGUCACCUAAUUCACAAAUUGGAGAAAACACUUUUGAUUUUCAAACCGUGCCUAGCAUAGAGAUAGAACAUGAUAGUUUACAAGUUGUGCCUGGCAUGGAACAAGCGACAACUCCAUUAACUUGGCCAGUAACUGUCGCGGAAAACAACAAUGCUUUGAUGAUCAAUACAAUUAAUUGUUUAUCUAAUCCCAGUUCUCCAGCUUUAUCUUAUAAUAGUGAAAGCACCUUUAGUACAUCACCAAAUAUGGAGACCAUGGAUAAUCCUUUUAUGACCAAUUAUACAAAUACGCUCCAGCUCCCAUAUUGCACAGAUCUUCUCGCAGACCCUAAUUUCAUGGGAAUUGGACCAUUAUUCGAACAAAAUAAUUACUGA
This is a messenger RNA of Racocetra persica, 1215 nucleotides long. The record is from the annotation of a GenBank genome assembly. Lineage: Eukaryota; Fungi; Glomeromycota; Glomeromycetes; Diversisporales; Gigasporaceae.